Messenger RNA from Botrytis porri, 825 nucleotides. RefSeq lists its product as uncharacterized. The coding region runs from base 1 to 825 and encodes 274 amino acids. Lineage: Eukaryota; Fungi; Ascomycota; Leotiomycetes; Helotiales; Sclerotiniaceae. The transcript has 2 exons. The record is from RefSeq and is a predicted model, not a curated record.
AUGCCCUUCAUACCCCUGAACCGGAAAUCAAUCUUCUACACCCUCACCCCUCAAACGGAAACCCUCCAGAACCCAGUAACCACACUCUUCAUCCACGGACUGGGUUCCUCGUCUACAUUCUACCAUACUUUUAUUUCCUCCCUCUCUAGCGUCUCGACAUGUAUUACUUUCGACACCCCCGGAUCCGGUUUAUCUUCUCUGGCUGAUUCAAAUUCGCCACAAACUGUUGCGUCGAUUGUCGAUGAUGCAAUUGCACUUCUGGAUGCACUUUCCGAAACUGCAGGUAAGGGGAAAGUCUGGGUGGUGGGCCACUCGAUGGGUGGGAUUAUUGCGUGUGAACUCGCUAUUAGACAUGCGCAAAGAGUUGAGGGAUUGGUUUUAAUAGGACCGGUGGUGCCGAGUCCGGCUUUGACGGAGGUUUUUGGGAAGAGGAUGGAAAUGGUUAGGAAAGAUGGGCUUGAAACGCUAGCCAAUUCGAUACCAGAAGCUGCAACAGGUACUCAAGCUACAUCUACGCAGAAAGCUUUUAUUAGGGGUUUGAUUCUUGGGACUAGUACGCAAGGCUACAUAUCAUCGUGUGGAGUUAUUGCUUCGGCCAGUAGACCGGAUUAUGCUAGGAUUAAGGUACCGAUGAUCAUUCUAGCGGGAAGUGAUGAUAAGACGGCGUCUUAUGAGGGGUGUAAAAUGAUUCAUGAUGAGGCGGGUGUGAGUGCGGUGAAGAAGUGUGUUAAGGUUCUUCCGGGGGUGGGCCAUUGGCAUGCUAUUGAGGCGCCGGAAGCUGUGGCGAAGGAGUUUGUGGAAUUUGUUAAUAGUAUCAAUAAAUAA